Linum trigynum is the source of this 1323-nucleotide messenger RNA. Lineage: Eukaryota; Viridiplantae; Streptophyta; Magnoliopsida; Malpighiales; Linaceae. The record is from the annotation of a GenBank genome assembly.
CCUGCGGGUACCCGCCCGAUCCGGUCAAACCGGGUAAAAUCCGUGUUGACUGGGUUCGGGUCGGAUUCGGAUUAAAAUCCGCUGGGCGGGUUGGUUCGGGUUCGGGUUUGGGGGAACCCGACCCGUGGAUACCCGGAUAUAGGUAAAACCCUAAUAUCUAUAAUGUGGCAUUUGAAUGACCUCCUCCAACCCCAAAUUUUGGCCGCCACCAAACCUCCCAGCAGAGUGCAGAGAGCAGCACGCCGCCACCAAAUCCUCCCGUCUCCAUUCCCGUCGCCGCCCGAAUCGGGAUCCCGUCUCCAUUCCAGUCGCCGGCCGCCCUCCCCCUGCUACUCCUCUGCUCUGCGCCUCCAAGUCCCCACCUCCCCGCCGGGCGCCGACGUUCGAACUUCGAAUCCAUACCGCGCGCGCGCCGCCCUCCCCCUGCUACUCUGGUCCGCGCCUCCACAUCGCCGCCUCCCGCCGACUCCAGUCCUGCCGCCCUUCAGUCCCGCCGCCCUCCUCCUUCUCCUCUGCUCUGCGCGUAGUCUCCACGUUCCGCCAACGCCGACGGUCCACACCCGCCGCCCUCCUGCUUCCUCUACUCCGACCCUUCCCCUGGUGGGUGUAAGUGAGGUGGAGUUUGGAGGAGAGCCGUCGCUGCCGGAUUGCUGGCAAAGUCGUUCGCCGGGGCCUAUACCAGAGUGUGGACGCCCGGCGACAUUGAUCCGACUUCUUCAGUAUCCUUUUUCUCGCUGCAGUUUUGGCAUUUCAGGUAUGGCAACGAGAGGCCUGAAGAUUUGGGCGGCAGCUGAGGACUUGGCAAGUAAUAGGGGAUAUGUACUGUCUCUCUACAGACAACUAUUGCGCAGUCUGAACUCUCCAAGUUUGCCUCUGAAUUUAGCUGCAAGAUUGGCAAGGAAGGCUGAGGUUCGUGCCAUUUUCCUGCUGGGAUCCGAGGAGAGAUCCGUCCACAAUAUCAAGGACCUCACUGACACAGCUGAAUAUGCUCUUGGUAUGAUGAAGAAGGGGGAAAUCCCAAAGUACAUUCAGUGAUCCAUCAAACACCGACGCACUUGAUUCUUGCACUUGCACCUCUGCACAAGCGUGAUAUAUGGAUUUCUGUAUCUCUCAUGACAGUUUAUGAGACAUGAUCUUGUCAUAUGUCUGAGAAUUUUGUUAGGAGUCAUAGGAGCUGUAAUCAGGAAUGUGUUACCAAGUGUUAUUGAUUGCAAGGCGAAAUCCCAAUGGCCUCUGUUCUAGUUAAUUUUGAACAAGACCAUCACCAAGUUGAAACUGAAUCGUCGUUACAACUUUAUUUCCAAAGAAAAUGAGAACUUCAAG